This is a messenger RNA of Aspergillus costaricaensis CBS 115574, 1232 nucleotides long. Its product is annotated as trans-2-enoyl-CoA reductase (NADPH) TSC13. The record is from RefSeq and is a predicted model, not a curated record. Gene Ontology annotation, biological process: very long-chain fatty acid biosynthetic process. Gene Ontology annotation, molecular function: oxidoreductase activity, acting on the CH-CH group of donors. NCBI's taxonomy places the organism in Eukaryota, Fungi, Ascomycota, Eurotiomycetes, Eurotiales, Aspergillaceae. Bases 160 to 1089 code for a protein of 309 amino acids. The transcript is spliced from 3 exons.
CUUCCGAUAACCGGGUACACCUGCGCCAUCAAUACUAUCUUCCUCGUAUACGAACCCUGGCACUGUGCUCUUACCUCAGCUCACGUGGAAUAAUCCUCAGAUAAUAUCCUCUGUGCCUGCCGGGUCAUUACGAGCUUGCGUGUCUUCAGCCUAAUCCCAAUGGCGUCCCUGACUCUAGUUGUUGAGCCCCGGGGCAAACCCAUCAAGAAGCUCCCCAAGCAGGUUCAGGUGUCCUCCAAUGCCUCAACCGCCGAAAUCUACAACAAGCUUGCGGAAGCCUCGGGCUUCUCCAUCCACCGUCUCCGGAUCACCAAGGGUAGCGAUCGCACUGUAGUCCCCAACUCCAAGGACUCAACCGUCGACGGAGUUGGUCUCAAGGAAAAGAGCGUCUUGCACGUCAAGGAUCUCGGCCCCCAACUUGGAUGGCGCACCGUCUACAUUAUUGAAUACCUCGGACCGCUCUUCAUUCCGGCUCUCUUCCUCUUCCCCCUCCGUCCAUAUGUCUACUUUAACUUCGACAAGCCACUUCCCGAGCCAUCGCAGUUCCAGCUCCUGGUCUGCGCCCUCCUGACCAUCCACUUCAUCAAGCGCGAAUACGAAACCGUCUUCGUCCACCGUUUCAGCAAUGCCACCAUGCCCGCGCGCAACAUCGUCAAGAACAGCGGCCACUACUGGGUCCUAGCCGGCCUGAACAUCGCCUACUGGGUCUUCCGUCCUGAUUCCCCCGCCGCCACCAUCCAGGACUCUUUCCUCCUCUACAGCGGCCUGGCAUUGUUCAUUUUCGGCGAGCUUGCGAACCUAAACGCUCACCUUGUGCUACGCGACCUGCGCCGUCCCGGUACCACGGAGAGAGGCAUUCCCUCCGGAUUUGGCUUCAACGUCGUCACCUGCCCCAACUACUUCUUCGAGGUUGUCAGCUGGGUGGGCGUCUACCUGCUGAGCGGAAUGAGCUGGAGUGUCCUGUUCUUCAUUGUCGUCGGUACCGUUCAGAUGGCUCUCUGGGCCAAGAAGAAGGAGCGCCGCUACCGCAAGGAGUUCGGUGACAAGUACAAGCGCAAGCGCUAUGUUAUCCUGCCUGGUCUGUACUAGGCAAGAGCAUGUUGCGUUGAGUAAAAGUACUAUGCGUAACGUGCGAGGUUGUCAACCUCGCAUACAUUUGUCUUGGCAUUGGCCAAGGUUUACUCGGGACCUUGCAUGUACCUCGACUGCGUUCGGGGUUAAGGUGUGGUGAG